AAAGAUGCUUCAUACUACAAACAUACUCAUCGGGAAACAUAUUGAAAAUGGGACCCUUUGGAAUAUAAUAAAACAUUUUGCUUGUAUUAUUGAUUUCUCAAUGGAUGAAUUGACUUUUAUGUUUGCAAUACCUGAAAAAAAUUUUGAUAACGACCGUGCUAAACAGCGUAUGUUGGAGUUUGGUCUGCAACUAAAAUUACUCGAAGACUCAGACCUUACUGAAAAUGGUGUAGCAGCUCAAGCUCGUAGUGAUAUAUCUAUAUAUGAUCUUGGAGAUGCACGAAGAAAAAUGUUAGACCCAGUUUUAGCAUUGUUAAUAAUCAAUAUUAUGAGCAACCCAAGGAGUCACAGAAUUGAUUUUGAGUACACAUGUCGAAUCAUAGGAUUGUUCUGGAGUACAAGAAUUCCAGAAAGUUACAUAAACACUGCAAUUGUUUUAGAAGACGAUACUUGUGUCAUACGCCAUGGAAGGUUAGACAGGAAGUCAUUUAAACGCUUUGGGCUUGAUAUACAUUAUGUGGACAACAACGACCAUAGCGAUACAGGAAACAGCAUAGUUCGUGAUUUAACGAUAUUAUGAGCAUAAAUAUUUUCUAUUUUCUCAGGUUUAUUUUAAUAAAUGAUACAUAAAUUAUAAUGUACAUCUGUUAUUAUAUUUAAAUUUUUUUUUG
This is a messenger RNA of Adelges cooleyi (spruce gall adelgid), 671 nucleotides long. RefSeq lists its product as uncharacterized. The transcript has 9 exons. The record is from RefSeq and is a predicted model, not a curated record. The coding region runs from base 5 to 580 and encodes 191 amino acids. NCBI's taxonomy places the organism in Eukaryota, Metazoa, Arthropoda, Insecta, Hemiptera, Adelgidae.